GGGUCAGGAGUCUUUUCCACGUUUGCAAACGCCGCUGCGCGCCCAGGCCCGACCCGCACCGCCCGAGCUCCGCGCGCCUCGCCAGCUCUGCGCCGCGCCCCCUCCUUUCCUCGCCGCCCGCGAUGGCGGUCAGGGCCCGGGGUUGGCGGCCUCCGCCGCCGCCGCUGCUCCUGCUGCUGCUCUGGGUGACCGGGCAGGCGGCGCCCGUGGCGGGCCUGGGGAUGGGCUCCGACACGGAGCUGCAGAUCGAGCGGCGCUUCGUGCCCGACGAGUGUCCCCGCACCGUGCGCAGCGGCGACUUCGUGCGCUACCACUACGUGGGAAUGUUCCCGGACGGCCAGAAGUUCGACUCCAGCUAUGACAGAGACUCCACUUUCAACGUGUUUGUGGGAAAAGGACAACUGAUUGCAGGAAUGGACCAAGCUCUGGUCGGGAUGUGUGUAAAUGAGAGGCGUUUUGUGAAGAUCCCCCCAAAGCUGGCCUACGGAAGUGAAGGAGUUUCUGGUGUGAUUCCCCCAGAUUCAGUGCUUCAUUUUGAUGUACUUCUGAUGGAUAUUUGGAAUUCGGAAGAUCAGGUUCAGAUUCACACUUACUUCAAGCCCCCCAGUUGCCCUCGGACCAUCCAGGUGUCUGAUUUUGUUAGGUACCACUACAAUGGAACGUUCUUGGAUGGGACACUGUUUGAUUCAAGUCACAAUCGCAUGAAAACAUAUGACACAUAUGUGGGAAUUGGCUGGCUGAUUCCUGGAAUGGACAAAGGGCUGUUGGGGAUGUGUGUGGGAGAAAAGCGCAUCAUCACCAUUCCUCCUUUUCUGGCCUAUGGAGAAGAUGGAGAUGGGAAAGACAUUCCUGGACAGGCAUCUCUGGUGUUUGAUGUUGCAUUAUUGGACCUCCAUAACCCCAAGGAUGGCAUUUCCAUUGAGAAUAAGGUAGUACCUGAAAACUGUGAGCGGCAAAGUCAAAGUGGGGACUUUCUCAGGUAUCAUUACAAUGGCACACUUCUGGACGGCACAUUCUUUGAUUCCAGCUACUCGCGGAACCGCACCUUUGACACGUACAUUGGGCAGGGCUACGUGAUUGCUGGGAUAGAUGAAGGUUUACUCGGCGUUUGCAUUGGAGAGAAGCGGAGGAUCGUGGUCCCCCCUCACCUGGGGUACGGCGAGGAAGGAAGAGGGAACAUCCCCGGCUCAGCUGUGCUGGUGUUUGACGUCCAUGUGAUUGACUUUCACAACCCUUCAGACUCCAUCAGCAUCACCUCCCACUAUAAGCCCCCCGACUGUUCAGUGCUGAGUAAGAAGGGGGAUUACCUCAAGUAUCACUACAACGCCUCGCUUCUGGAUGGGACCCUGCUGGAUUCCACGUGGAACUUAGGUAAAACAUAUAAUAUUGUUCUGGGAUCUGGACAGGUCGUGUUGGGAAUGGAUAUGGGUCUCAGAGAGAUGUGCGUUGGAGAGAAGCGGACUGUGAUCAUUCCACCCCACCUGGGCUAUGGGGAGGCUGGUGUGGAUGGAGAAGUGCCCGGCAGUGCUGUGUUGGUGUUUGACAUCGAGCUGCUGGAGCUCGUGGCCGGCCUGCCGGAGGGGUACAUGUUCAUAUGGAACGGCGAGGUGUCAGCCAACCUCUUUGAAGAAAUUGACAAGGAUGGUAAUGGAGACGUCCUCCUGGAAGAGUUCUCAGAGUACAUUCAUGCCCAGGUGGCAUCUGGCAAAGGGAAACUUGCCCCUGGAUUCGAUGCUGAGAUGAUUGUGAAGAAUAUGUUUACCAACCAGGACCGGAAUGGAGAUGGGAAGGUCACGGCUGAGGAAUUUAAACUCAAAGACCAGGAGGCAAAACACGACGAACUCUAAACCUGACAUGAGCCACUUGUGUGAUGCCAAGCCCCCUGUUGUGGCAGAAUGUGCAGUGAGGGUGCAAGGGUCUCUCAGAAGGGGAAUCGUCAGCAAGUAGUAGGUGGGUCAUAUAGUACCUGGGACAUACAUCUGGGUGGGUUGAUACACAUGGUGAGAAUUUUAGGCUGAUGCCGGUGAUACUAAAAAAAUCAGUGCGGGUGCCUUAGCAUGGGUUGUAUAGAAUAUUGAAAAUGCUGCAUUGUCAGCAGUUGUUUUGAGAGCCUUCUGGGUAGUUUUGUUACUAAAGGAAAAUAGUGUCAUACAGAAGUUAUAAUCAUCUUGGAGGGAACAGAAGAAAACAUGUCUAGGAUAUUUACAUAAAGAGGAUUAAAAGUUUUUAACUUGCUGGUGUUUUAAAAUUAUUCUCCAGAUGGCUAGAAGAGACAGAGGGCAUGCCCCAGCAGGAUUCCCAGACAGCCCCAGGAAAGUCUCCCAGUGGCCCGUAUGGGCCCUGGUAAUGCCCAACCUCCACCGUGCCUCUACUCACAUACUCUCUC
This is a messenger RNA of Kogia breviceps (pygmy sperm whale), 2386 nucleotides long. It is a transcript of the gene FKBP9, whose product is annotated as FKBP prolyl isomerase 9. Gene Ontology annotation, cellular component: endoplasmic reticulum. Lineage: Eukaryota; Metazoa; Chordata; Mammalia; Artiodactyla; Physeteridae. The record is from RefSeq and is a predicted model, not a curated record. Gene Ontology annotation, molecular function: peptidyl-prolyl cis-trans isomerase activity; calcium ion binding.